UUGUUACUUUUCUGUCUCAAAACGAAAUAAAAGUUCGAAAUUUGGUACGAAAGAUAGAAAGUGAAUCAAAAAAAAAAAAAAAUGGAUUCAUCGAACCUGAGUUCAGUCCCGGAGGACGAGCAGCACCGACAAGAUAGCAGUAAGCCGGUUGUUUCUGCCUUUGCCUCGCGUCCUGAUCUCCCCCCAACUAAGAGUUCUUCUGAGAAAUACUCGCCUUUAGAUUGGUCCAACUAUUUUGAUCGAGAGGAAGAUGUCUCCAUACCGGACUCAAAUGAUGUCUUUCAUUUAUAUAUGGCAGGAACAGAAGGACCAGUUGUUUUUUGUCUACAUGGGGGUGGUUACUCUGGGCUCUCGUUUGCACUGUCAGCUAGUAAAAUUAAAGAGAAAGCUAGAGUAGUUGCCAUGGAUCUUAGGGGACAUGGAAAAUCAUCCUCAGAAAAUGAUAUUGAUCUAUCUAUCGAGACAAUGUGCGAUGAUGUUUUUGCUGUUUUGAAGGCGCUGUAUGGAGAUUCUCCUCCCGCCAUUGUGCUUGUUGGCCACAGCAUGGGAGGCUCAGUUGCUGUACACGUUGCUGCGAAGAAAACAUUGCGUGGUUUAGCUGGUUUGGUGGUUGUGGAUGUUGUAGAGGGGACAGCAAUGGCAUCAUUAGUUCACAUGCAGAAAAUCCUCUCAGGCAGAAUGCAGCACUUUUCAAGUAUUGAGAAAGCGAUUGAAUGGAGUGUUAGAGGAGGUUCUUUAAGAAAUAUUGACUCUGCUCGUGUAUCCAUUCCUACCACUUUAAAGUACGAUGAUUCAAAGAAAUGUUAUGUCUACAGAGCACGGCUGGAAGAGACAGAACAAUAUUGGAGUGGCUGGUAUAGUGGCCUUUCAGAAAAAUUUCUGUCUUCCCCUGUUCCAAAGCUCUUGCUAUUAGCCGGCACUGACAGAUUGGACAGAGCACUCACGAUAGGUCAAAUGCAAGGCAAGUUUCAAAUGGUCGUUAUCAGACAUACAGGGCAUGCUAUUCAGGAGGAUGUACCCGAAGAAUUUGCUGCAUUGGUACUCAAUUUUAUAGCUCGCAACCGCAUUGGUCCUCAUGGAGUCGAGAUACCCGGACUUGCUCGGCCUCGGCCGGCACAAGCUCAGUCGGAGCCAAAACCUUAAAACAGCCACCAUGAUGAAUUUUUAGCUGCUGAUAAAGUUUAAUUCUGUGGCCUUGGCUGUCUUUGAACUUUCUGUCGUUUCUUUUGUUUUAUUUAUUUGCAAGGAUUAUUUUAAAGCUAGGAGCAGUUGGAAAGGUAAAGCUGGAGUUUUAUGUUUUGAUAAUAAUGGAUACCAAGAUUAUUUUUAUGUGAUAAACGAAAACAUCUAACCAGGUGAGGCCUCUGGCCUCUGCUUAUAU
Hibiscus syriacus is the source of this 1381-nucleotide messenger RNA. Its product is annotated as protein phosphatase methylesterase 1-like. The transcript has 13 exons. The coding region runs from base 82 to 1143 and encodes 353 amino acids. Lineage: Eukaryota; Viridiplantae; Streptophyta; Magnoliopsida; Malvales; Malvaceae. The record is from RefSeq and is a predicted model, not a curated record. Gene Ontology annotation, biological process: protein demethylation. Gene Ontology annotation, molecular function: protein methylesterase activity.